UGCGCGGCUCCUGCGGUCUCUUCUGUCUCGGAUCCGGAGCGACUUCCUCGUCCAGAACCAGAACCAGAACCGCGGCCUGACCCAGACCCGGACCCGGUUCGGUUCUCCUCUCCCCCCGAACCCCAGCGGAGUAGACCCGGUCCCGGUCCCGGUCCCGGUCCAGCUGAGACCAGAACCAGAACCCGCCAGGCCCCGGCCCGAACCAGAACCAGAACCAGAACCAGAACCUGCAGGAACAUGGACGGAUUCACCGGCAGUUUAGAUGUCAGCAUGUCCCUGCGUUUGUCUCCAGAUGACAGCAUGUCCGGCGCCAGCGUCUCGGACGUCCACGACCGUCUGUCUGCGCUGGAGCUGCGCGUGCAGCAGCAGGACGACGAGCUGACGGUGAUGAAGGCCGCCCUCGCCGACGUCCUCCGCCGCCUCGCCGCGUCCGAGGACUCGGCCGCCGCCACGAAGAAGCAGGCCGGAGGAAAAGGUGGAACUCCGCUCAGGGAAGCGUUCUCCAUGUCCUGCAUCGCUAACGGAGGAUCGUCUGGACGGAAGAGAGACUCCACCUCCGUCACCAGGAAGGAGACGCUGUCGUCUGCUGCCAAGAGUGGAGCAGACAGGAAGAAGGAGGGCGGCAGGUUCAUGGAGGAGAUCCAGGAGCAGCAGGAGGCUCGUCCCCCCAAGGACUCGUCUUCCCGGGCCUCGUCCCCCCAGACCCCCCAGAACCCCCAGAACCCCCAGAACCCCCACAGACCGGGUUCUGACAGCAGCAAAGGCCACGCCCCUCCAAAAAGGGGCCACAGCGUGAAACGGUCCUCAGGUAUGGAACGUUCUCAGAGCAGCACCUGGGAAACCUCCGAGGAAAACCGGAACAAACUGGUGAAGGCGGCGUCCACGUCCAGACUGCUGGCCAAGGUGGCCAAGAACUCCGACAGACACAAGGAUCCGGUGGUGAAUCAAGCUAAAAUGUCGACUCGAGAGAAAAACAGCCAAGCUGAGGGAAAUCACAUCAAGAUGUUCAUGCGCGGCCGACCCAUCACCAUGUUCAUCCCGUCAGACGUGGAAAACUACGACGACGUUCGCACAGAACUUCCCCCGGAGAGACUCAAGAUGGAAUGGGUGUACGGCUACCGGGGCCGGGACUGCCGCUCCAACGUCUACCUCCUCCCCACCGGGGAGAUGCUUUACUUCGUAGCGUCGGUGGUCGUUCUGUUCAACUACGAGGAGCGGACGCAGAGACAUUACCUGGGACACACGGACUGUGUCAAGUGCCUGGCCGUCCAUCCUGAUAAAAUCCGCAUCGCUACGGGUCAGAUCGCCGGAGUGGACAAGGACGGACGGGCCCUGCAGCCUCACGUCCGGGUCUGGGACAGCGUCAGCCUCGCCACGCUGCAGGUCAUCGGACUCGGAACCUUCGAGAGAGGAGUCGGCUCGCUGGCGUUCUCCAAGGCGGACUCUGGGCAGCACCUGGGCGUUAUUGACGACUGUAACGACCACAUGCUGACGGUGUGGGACUGGCAGAAGAAGCUGAAGAUCGCAGAGAUCAAGUCGACCAACGAGGUGGUUCUGGCCGUGGAGUUCCACCCCACCGACCCCAACACCAUCGUCACCUGUGGGAAAUCCCACAUCUUCUUCUGGACCUGGACCGGGAACUCUCUGGCCCGGAAACAGGGAAUCUUCGGGAAAUACGAGAAGCCCAAGUUCGUCCAGUGUCUUUCCUUCCUGAGUUCUGGAGAGAUUCUGACCGGAGACUCGGGGGGAGUUCUGCUGAUCUGGACCAGGAGUUCUGCAGAGAACCCGGGGAAGGGGGCCCGAGCGUUCCAGAUCAGCCGGCAGGUCAAGGCCCACGAGGGGAGUGUGUUCUGUGUGUGUGAGAUGAGGAGUGGGAUUCUGCUGACGGGAGGAGGAAAAGACCGGAAGAUCAUCCUGUGGGAUCACCAGCUGCACGCGGACCGGGACAUCGAGGUUCCGGACCAGUACGGGACCAUCAGGGCCGUGUCCGAGGGGAAGGGGGACGAGUUCCUGGUGGGGACGUCCAGGAACUUCAUCCUCAGAGGAACCUUCAACGACGGCUUCCUGGUGGAGGUGCAGGGACACACGGACGAGCUGUGGGGCCUGGCCUGCCACCCGUCCAGGCAGAUGUUCCUGACCUGCGCCCAGGACCGGCUGGUCUGUCUGUGGGACUCGUCCAAUCACAGCCUGCAGUGGAGCCGGGCCCUGGAGGAACACGGACACUGUGCAGACUUCCAUCCCAGCGGAGCCGUGGUCGCCAUAGGAACGCACUCUGGAAGGUGGUUCGUUCUGGACGCCGAGACCACGGACCUGGUUGGGAUUCACACCGACGGCAACGAGCAGCUGUCCGUCAUGCGCUUCUCCGUCGAUGGCAGCCUGCUGGCCGUCGGAUCCCACGACAACUUCAUUUACCUCUACAACGUCUCGGAGCGCGGACGCAAGUACAGCCGCAGCGGCAAGUGCACUGGCCACUCCAGCUACAUCACUCACCUGGACUGGUCACCUGACAACAAGUUCAUCAUGUCCAACUCUGGAGACUACGAGAUCCUCUACUGGGACGUCCCCAACGGCUGUAAACUGAUCCGGAACCGGUCGGAGUGCAAGGACUUCGACUGGGCCACGUACACCUGCGUGCUGGGAUUCCACGUGUUCGGUGUCUGGCCCGAGGGCUCGGACGGCACCGACAUCAACGCCCUCAUGAGGUCCCACAACAGGAAGGUGAUCGCGCUGGCGGACGAUUUCUGCAAAGUCCACCUGUUCUCCUACCCCUGCUCCACCCCCAAGGCCCCCAGCCACAAGUACAGCGCCCACAGCAGUCACGUGACCAACGUCAGCUUCCUGUACAACGACAGUCACCUGAUCUCCACGGGGGGGAAGGACACCAGCAUCAUGCAGUGGAGGCUGGUGGACAAAUCCCUCCCCGACGGCCUGGUGUCAGGCUCCGCCCCCCCGCGGGCCCCGCCCCCUCCGGUGACCACGCCCACACAGGAACCCCGCCCCCUCCCGACGGCCAACGGGACGCAGGAGCCCUCCCCUGACCCCUCCCCCGUCCCAGAUCUGACCCCGCCCCCUCUAGGGCUGACCCCGCCCCCUGCAGAGCUGACCCCGCCCCCUCCAGGGCUGACCCCGCCCCCCUCCGACUCCUCCCCCCCCGACAGCACGGUGAGUCUGAAGGACAGCCUGGAGCCCAGCGACGACACGGCCACGCCCAGCGACGAAGGCCUGCCCCCGCUGACUCCGCCCUCAUAGGUGUGUGUGUGUGUGUGUGUGUGUGUGUGUGUGUGUGUGUGUGUGUGUGUGUGUGUGUGUGUGUGUGUGCGCGUGUGCGUGUGUGCGCGUGUGUGUCUGGUCCUGAACCCAGGACUUCCUGUCCAGUCCUCUCUUUGUGCCACAGCUUCAGGUCCAGACUCCAAAACUCCGGAUCAGUUUAGAACUGAUUCAGUAAAUACGAUCAUUAAAACAGCAAACUACUCUGGUUUUUGAUUGUCUUGCGUCACAGACGAGCGUCCCAGAACUCUGCUCACACGGACUACACAGAUCAGUCAGCAGGUUCAUGAGCUGUGAUGCAUCAUGGGAAAUCCUCUACGUUUGGACGUCACGUGAUCAACCGUCAGCUGUUUCAGUUUAAGAUGUGACUGGAAUCAGACGGGUGUUUCCCCGUCUCCGGCCACCGGGGGCAGCAGAGAGCCCGACACGUGAACUGGGGGAACUCUUCUCUUUUUCUUUUGUCAAAAACAGACUGAAACUGGACUCUGGUAAAUUCCACCAGGAAGAACUGGUGAAGUCUCGGCGUCAGAGAACCUUCUGGAAUUGUCUUUAGAUACUUGUUUUUAAUGCAUUCUUUGAUGACAAAAUUAUGAUUUAAUGAUGUAACAAUCAAUAAGGCAUUUCAAUCAUUAGCUCCAGUGGAAAAGACGGUUUGUUUUGACUCAAAUGUCAUUUCCAAAUGAAAAAGUCAAGCUCAGAAAGUGUGUGAUGUCAGGAUUUAACCUGACUCAGAUAAUCUGAAGUUUAGGGUAAAAAUCAGAAAACACAGAGGUGUCUAAUCAAAAAUAACUCAAAUCAGUGUUGAAUUCUGUCACGUAUUCAUUCCAGUUAAAGACACAUUUUCACAACCAUCUUUUAUAAAACCAGUAAACUUCACUCGCAGGGACAGAAAAUGUGAUUAAACUGUUGAGUUCUUGUUGUGGAUGAAAGUCCGGGUUGGACUCCCGUCUCCUCCAGGACCUUCAGCAGGUUCUGCUGCAGAUAUUCUCCAGGAUUCUCCAGGAUUCUGCAGAUAUUCUCCAGGAUUCUGCUGCAGAUAUUCUCCAGGAUUCUCCAGGAUUCUGCAGAUAUUCUCCAGGAUUCUGCUGCAGAUAUUCUCCAGGAUUCUGCAGAUAUUCUCCAGGAUUCUGCAGAUAUUCUCCAGGAUUCUGCUGCAGAUAUCCAGGAUUCUCCAGGAUUCUGCUGCAGAUAUUCUCCAGGAUUCUGCAGAUAUUCUCCAGGAUUCUGCUGCAGAUGUUCUCCAGGAUUCUGCAGAUAUUCUCCAGGAUUCUGCAGAUAUUCUCCAGGAUUAUUCUCCAGGAUUCUGCUGCAGAUAUCAGAUAUCAGGAGCGAGGCGUCUAGAUCUGCGUCUGUAUAUUUGUGUUCACCACUAGGGGGCAGCAGCAUCUCAUACACUGUUAAAAAGUUCAGUCCACAUCCGUCAUCCACUCAUGUCGCAGGAAACAUGAGCUCCUCUUUUCUGAUUGGUUGGUUUAAUAACUGUCUGAAUGACUGUAAUGUUUUUGUGUCUUCUGGACCAUUUGUGUUAAAUGUUUGAAUGUUUAAUGAUGAUGUCACUCCGGGGCAGUGCCUGUAGGGUGGGGGGGGCGAGGGCUCGCUCAUGUUGUUGCCUUUUUAAUAUUCUUCAUCUUUUCUAAGUUUGUGUCUUUUAAAGGGCUGGUGCAGAG
This is a messenger RNA of Cololabis saira (Pacific saury), 4934 nucleotides long. RefSeq names its product echinoderm microtubule-associated protein-like 4. The transcript has 24 exons. The record is from RefSeq and is a predicted model, not a curated record. Gene Ontology annotation, cellular component: mitotic spindle. Lineage: Eukaryota; Metazoa; Chordata; Actinopteri; Beloniformes; Belonidae. Gene Ontology annotation, molecular function: microtubule binding. Bases 238 to 3249 code for a protein of 1003 amino acids. Gene Ontology annotation, biological process: microtubule cytoskeleton organization.